CUUGUUCUUUGGUGUUCGGGGCUAAAAGCUAAUAAAGCUCAUACCAAGCACUUGGUCUUCGUCCUUGCGCUUGUUCACUCCUUACAAUGUCAGAGCGUUGGCCGGCAGUUGGUCUCACACCUCGGAGCGGCAUUCACAUCUUCCCUCAUCGCUCGCAUCUUCCAUGCUUGCUCGCAGUACCUUCGCUACGGUUGCACUUGCCCUCAGCGCCGCCUGGACUGAUACCAUGCCAAACAUGGCGUUGGUGAUGAUUCGCUUUGGAAAUCUGUUCCUGAGCUCCUCGCUCGCCGCUGUGCAUAUAAUGCUCUUUCACAUCAUCCCACAGCAGUCUACUGCUUCAUUGUCCGGACAGGCACCCGGCUCGGGAACGUCCAACACCGACCGCAUCGAUCGCAAAGACUGCGAUCGACACACGUCGAGUGUCUAGCGAUGCCACGAUGAACAACAGUCACAGAAAUACAUGGCGCUGUUUGCUGCGUUGGUGUCUUCAUCCUUGGGAGUGCCUCGUGGAAGGGAUAUCCAUUGAGCCCACAGAGACUCGGUUUCGCUCGUGCCCUGAGCACCUUCACCGUCGCCAGU
This is a messenger RNA of Polychytrium aggregatum, 579 nucleotides long. RefSeq lists its product as uncharacterized. Lineage: Eukaryota; Fungi; Chytridiomycota; Chytridiomycetes; Polychytriales. The transcript has a single exon. The record is from RefSeq and is a predicted model, not a curated record. Bases 164 to 427 code for a protein of 87 amino acids.